This is a messenger RNA of Heterostelium album PN500, 3054 nucleotides long. RefSeq names its product PHD zinc finger-containing protein. The transcript has 3 exons. Lineage: Eukaryota; Evosea; Eumycetozoa; Acytosteliales; Acytosteliaceae. The coding region runs from base 1 to 3054 and encodes 1017 amino acids. The record is from RefSeq and is a predicted model, not a curated record.
AUGAAACGUAAAGAUAAUGAAGAUGAUGAUGAUGAUGAAGAGGAUGAUGAAGAAGAUUUUAAGCCGUUGAGUAGAGUACCGCGAGGUGAGUGGAAUUGUCCUGAUUGUCUUGAAAAGAUUGCCAGAAUCUCUAAAUCCCUGAAACGACAGAGAACAGGCAACAGCGAUGACACAUCAAGUAGCAACAACAAUGGUGUCGGUAGCAGCAGCAGUAGUAGCAGUAGUAGCAGUAGCAACAUCAAUAGCAGUGGUUCCGAACGAAGAGAAAGAGACAGAGAUAGAGACAGUACAAAGAAUAGAAAAAGUGGACAGAACGAAAGAAGACACCGCCGACUUCAUAAGAAAUCGAGGAAUAGCAGUGGCGCUAAUCAUAUAGAUGAAGACAGUGACGACGGUGAAAUCGAACAGGAUGAAUCUGACUUUGAGGAGGACCGCGACUCUGAUGACGAUUCCGGCGACAGUGACGACUCAAUGCAUAGUGAUGACGAUCAUCUCAAUAAUCUGACUUGCAGUAACUGUAACCAGGGAAAAGACGAAGACAAGAUCCUGUUGUGUGACUCUGAUGGUUGCGAUCGUGGUUAUCAUAUGUAUUGUCUUAGAUUCCAGCUGACAUCAGUUCCCAAAGGCAAAUGGAUUUGCGAUCACUGCAGAUUCGGCGAUCUCACAGAUAUCGAUCUUAACAACGAGGAGGAAGACGAUGAGGAUUUAGAUGCAUUGAUCAAGCGAAAGAAAAUGAGCAGUUCAUCAACAUCCUCACCAAAUUUAUUAUCUUCAUCGACAUCAUCGACAUCCAGAGACAAUUUAAGUGGCAAUGAACAUACAAAUGCUGUUGGAUCGUUGUCAAAAUCAACAGCAACAACAACAUCGUCACCGUCACUAACUAAUACCAAAUCACCUAAAUCACCAAAGUCACCGAAAUCAUCACCACCCAUAAGCUCUACAAAACCAACAAAUCAUUCGAAUGUUGUUCCACCAACGAUGAACACUACCUACAACGAUGACAAGCUAACUAAACAACAGGAAUCAUCGAAAUCGACAGCAGCUCCAGCAAACAAAACAUCAUCACCACCUCAACAACAUCAACAUUCAAAUAGCAUACCAUCGAAACCAUCAUCGAUGGUACUAAAGAAACCAUCGAUUUCGAAACCAACACAAGUAGUUGCAUCUAAACCACCUGCUCCUUCAAUACCCACUAACAAUCCAAAUACCAACAGUGUAAAUCAACUACCAACAACAUCGCCCGCCAACAACAACAACAUUUCCACUUCACAGACCAAUAUAAGUAGUAAUAAUGGUAAUGCGACAGUACCUCUUCCGACAGUUGCCAAUCUAAAGAAGCCAAGCAUCAUCAAUGACAAAAAGAUUCUAAAAAGCCCAGCAAUGAACAAUGGUAUUGGAUCGCAACUACUGAGAUCAGGUUCCAAAGAUGAAGUCGACGCUUCCUUCUCGAUCCUAGAUAUGGUACCAAACAGUAAAGCAUCGGCUACCAUCAAUCCACUUAAUAUAUCUUGGGAUUUGGGUGGUGGAUACUCUGCUUCAAGUAAACCAACAACGCCAACAUCACAAAGCAAACCAACAGUUACAUCAUCACCUAUUAAGCAAUCACUACAAUCAUCUGCCUCACAAUCACCAUCACUACCUCCCAACAACCAUAUCAAGAAGGAACAGAACAACAACCAUCUAGAAGACACUCACAAUAGUCAGACCAAUGGAAGCAGUGAGUUGGUCAAUGAUUUGCUGGCAAAGAGCAGAUUGUUGUUCGAAGAGAUGUUUAUAUCGAUGGUUAAUAUUAUAAAGUUGAAUUCUAUUGAGUUCAACUUUAAGUUUGCCAAUAGUCUUUCUUUCCAAAAGAGCCAGUUGGGUGUUUUGCCAGUGGAGAUUAAACAGUCGAUUCUUGCACCGAUCCUCAACAUUCAUAUGAUUCCACAUCCAUUGCUUCUAAUUCAACCGACAGUCGAGCAAGAUAUGAUCAAUGGAAAUGGUGUUGCCACUGGACAAAAACAAGCUUCGUCAUCCUACUACAGUUUCCUUCUCAAGAUGAAGCGAAAUGAAUAUGUUGGAUCACUUCAGGUAUCCGAUAGAAAGAAUUUGUAUAUAUUUUCACGUCAAAUAACAAGCCAUGAAAGCAAACUCUACGGAUGGAGUUGCGACAGCACCAUGUUGUUUGGAAUUGUUUUUGGUUCAACUACUCUGUCAUCACCACCAACACCCCAAUCACUCAAAUCAUCAACACAACCACCACCUUUAAAGUCAUCAAACACACACGUACAACAACAAUCAUCAACAUCACCAACAUCACCUCCAUCAGCUAAUCAACAAUCAACACUCAAAGGAAAGAAUAUAUGUUUCUUGGGAUAUGGAGAUGAGUAUCCAUCGCUUCAACUAGUCAAGUCUUUACUUGAAGGGGGUGCUCAAGCUUCAAACACUCUGGAGACCGACUCUAAUCUACUGGUUAUCGAACCGAGUGCUGUCAAACAAAUAUUCCUACAACUACCACAACUCGCCAAAUAUAAAUCCAAUGAACAAGUACAGUUUAUUAAGGGUACCGAAUAUCUGGUGGAGAUGGUUUCGAGGCUGAACAAGCUACAACCCAACAAUAUUACUAGCAACAACAAUUCGAUACUGUUCCCUCAAAACGGAAUAGUUAUAGUUGACUAUAAUAUGUUAAUCGAAAACGAAUUACUUUUCAAACGUUUGAUACCAUUGCUGUCGAAUCUGAGGAAGGUUGGGAAACAAUGGUCUAUUCAAAUAUUUAAAGGUGCCUAUGAUGAAUUAAAAUCUAUAUCACAACAAUCAAAUAUACAACAAAGAAUAGAAGAAAUACAAUCACAUUUAAAUAAUAAGAUGCUAAAUAUAUCUCAAGAUACACCAAAGAGUCCAAUGGAAACACUUUCGAAAACAAUUUCAGUAGCGAUGCAAUUCAUCCAUAGACACACCAUUUUGCUGACUUCGAAUCGAUUGUUAGGCGAUAUGUCAAAGAAGUUCCCAAUAGUGAAUUGCUUUGAUCUCGCCGAGUGUAUAAGAUAUAUAGAAUCUGUACAGUUACAAAAAUAG